AUGGUAGAUUCGGAUACCGCAGUGCACCGCCUGGGGGCGCUGGAGGCAUUGCAAAACCAGGUCGGCCAUUCCCGGCGACAAAGGCCCCCGGAUCUGGACCGCUCGACCAGUGACGAGAACCGCAUACCUCUGAGACACGGCGCCGCAGAGAAGCUUAACAAGCGGGAAUCCAAGCUAGGACUGAGGGGCCUGUUCAGCCGCCACAAGAACCUCAGUGAAGCCGACGUGGGCACGUCCAAACCGGGCUCGUCGAGAUCCGCCGGCAUACGAGCCUCUCUUGCCGAGAUCAGCAACUGGCCCUACGGCUUCCAGUCCGCAAAGUCGGAUGUGGCGCUGGCCACGGCCGACACGAAUGCCGACGACAAGCUAAGUAGGCCUGCACCACCGCCACGAAGCAAGACGCCAACACCGGGCCUGAAACCAGCUCGUGCCUCGGUCGCGAACUGGGAUCCGCCGCCUCUGUUCAAGGCAUAUCCUCAGGCUAUCAAACAUGCGUCCUUGCCGGCAUGCACGACUUCGGCGGACACGCUCCUUCGUGCUCAUGGCCACAAAAGCAGCUUCUCGCUGAGAGACGGCCUGGCCUCGCCGGAGCCUAUGGAGGACUUUAUGAUGGACUACGACAAGUCCAAGAAGAAGCACAGGCGGAACAACAACUCCAUGUCCUCAAAGCUUGAAUGGACGACCAAACUAUACAUCCUCGUCACCUCUGGCUAUCUCCUCCAGUAUGCAGGGGAGGGCACCUUCGAUCGGCUUCCGGAGAAGAUCUUGCAGCUUGGCCGAGAAUCUGCCGCCUUCGCCAGUGAUCUAAUUCCAGGGAAACACUGGGUCUUACAGAUUUCUACGAAUAUGGAUCCCGACGGAACACAGACGGCGGACUCAAGAUCCUUGUUCACAAGGCUACCUUUCAAAGUCGGUGACCGGAGACAUGCCUCGAACUGCUUGAUGGUCUUUGAGAAUGCCGAGGACAUGGAAUCAUGGAUCGUCACCUUGCGCAGAGAAAUUGAGCACUUGGGAGGCAAGAGGAGUCUCUCGGAGACGGGCACGCCUAAAAUGGAAGCGCAAGCUCAACUCCGAUCUCAAGUCAGCCAGAGAACACUGGUUGUCCGGGACCCUGAUCGAUUCUCGCGCGUUCUCCCCUCGGAUGCGCCCUGGCAACAACUUUCAAGCCCGGUCGAAUCUCCGGUCGAGGCCGCGGAAAACGAAGGAGUUCUCGAUCAAACCUUUGAAGAUGUGUCGGCAACCAAUAGUAUGAUCUCACAGGACGGGCGACACCUCGAGAGUCUCCGAGAUAGUGCAGCUCGCCUGUCUUGCGUCUCAUCAGGGCAGAGGACGUUUGUGACGUCGGAGGGCUCUUCGCCGCCGUGCUCACCAAUGCGGAACAGCUUUGCGAGCUUUACCGACGAGUCGAUGCACCAUGACCUACCUCCCGAGGCACAAGCAAGGCCUCGGCCCAACGCUGCGGCCAUCCUGGACCGAAGACAGUCGAUGCGGACUGUGAACCCUCUAGUCGACUUUCGUAUUGCCUCAAACCCGCCGCCCCGGCCCCAGUCGACCUAUGCGGUGCAGGAACGAGACUUCGUUACUGGAACCACCCCGCAGACUACGCGUAAUUUCAGUGUCCCACAGGCAGUGAGUAAGCGGUAUUCGUUGAUCAAGUCUCCUCCUCUGGAACCAAUCGUCACAUCGCCGCCCGCACAUGGCAGGAUACCUCCUGCAAGGCCACCAAGGAGGCCACCACCUCCUUCACUAGGAUUCUCCCGGCCUCUCUCCAUCGUGGCCGAUCAGCCGUCGCCAGGAACGGCUUCGCCUACAUCUCCACGAGAGUUGAAUGGACUCUCUGACGACCUCAGCACCCCCGAAUCGGAAAUCUCGAAUGCUACGACGGUGUUUGCCGGUGCUACUGCCACCCGCGAUAACGACCUGGCUGCGAAACCGACAGAUCAACCAGCCACGAAGCCGAGGAGACCAUCGAGCUUGCAAACCCUGAGGCCUGUGGAUACAAAGGUACGAGUCGUACCCGAGCCCCAAAAGUCCGUUGCGCCCAGCCCGAUACCAAUCCCCAGGGCCCACCCGCGCAUCAUGCCCGACAUUGCGGAAGAACCCCCGCGAUGUCGGUCCUCGAUGGCCACGUACAGACCAGGAGGAGGCAGCAUGUCGCCUGUGCCUGCAAGCCCACGCGACGCCACGUACAAACGCUCGAGCAUGUUCGCACAUCCCUCUGAUUCGUUCGGUCUGUCACGGUCACAUCGGGACCUGAACCCCCGACUUGCGGCGUUUCCCCAGGUCGAACUCCCACUGCGGAACAGUCCACCCGCAUACGGCAGCGUGCCGAAACACGUCGGCAUUCAUCCGAGCCAUCAUCAGUUACAAGUGCAUGAGCAUGACAAGGGCCUGCUGAACCGGCGCAGCAUGUCACAGCUCGUGGAAGGGCCGCCGCCUGCGCCGCCACCGACCUGCGCCUUACCUCCUCUGCCUCCGAAGAUGGCUGACAUCAAUAAUGUCCGGUCAAGGGCAUGA
This is a messenger RNA of Thyridium curvatum, 2517 nucleotides long. RefSeq lists its product as uncharacterized. NCBI's taxonomy places the organism in Eukaryota, Fungi, Ascomycota, Sordariomycetes, Thyridiales, Thyridiaceae. The transcript has a single exon. The coding region runs from base 1 to 2517 and encodes 838 amino acids. The record is from RefSeq and is a predicted model, not a curated record.